ACACAUACAUAUAAUACGCGACUUCUGCUUGUGACAGUCGAGAUAUAUAUAGUUUCUGUUGACUGUAAUGAAUUUUGCAUGGCAUUCCAUUAUUAGCGGCGGCACAUUUGCCUAAGGAUAUUUCCAGACACUGUUUCUGAACGAAAGUUGGAAACUUUAAACUUUCCUUUUCCCCAAAGUACGUUUCGCCCCCGUAGAAAAAGUAAUAAUAAUGCUCGGAAGUUCUGUCAAGCUUUUUUGAAUAAAUAGCAGCCCACACUGACAUUUAAUGGUUCAUUGGACUUGAUACCUGAGUGAGACCUAGAUAUUUCAAUUAUUUACAGAUUGGAGAAAGUCGUUCCUACUUAUUUACAACGUAACUUUUUUAACCUGAAAAAAAGUGGCCGUUCAUUGAAGGUUUCAUUUCCGUUGGCAUCAAUUUAAUUAUUAUUAGAACUUGGUACAAACUGAAUAGAAUUCUUUAUUUAUGUUCCACUUGCAAUUAGUUAACUCGAAAAGUGAUUGUUUAAUAAGUUCGUUGUUGAUAUUCUUGGAAGAAAAACUAUGGGUUGGCCGAUAGUUUAGUUUCGUCUUUUGUUGCGUUAUUAUAUGCGGACUCGAUUUAUUUGGCACACAUUUCCACUCACAUUCGUAUUGAAGACUGAUGAAGAGAAUAAAUGCAACCAUUUCUCUUUUCAAUGAUGCAUUUCCCUUAAAAGAGUAUUGGACUCAGAUUUAAACUUGACAAGAAUACUUCUUCUCCUCCUCCACAUCCAACAUCAUUAUUCAACCGUAGGAUAGACAUUAAUGAUGGAUAGAUAAUUAAUGGUUUUGCCGUCAUCUUUGUCAUUUGGUUUGUCGAGAGGAGGUCGAACCGGCAGCCACGUCUCACUUAUCCCACUUUUCAUCAGGGUCUGUACACUGUUUUUUUUGCACUGUAACAACAACAACGCGUGUGCAAUUCGCAUAAAUUUUUAACCCGAGUACAUAAGAUGAUUUGGUAACAUAUGUAUGUAACUUGGAUUGGGAGGUGAAUUUGGUUACCCUUGUUUAUGAUGAUUUCGCAAUAUACGUAGUUCAUCGUAAUUAUCUCUUGGAAGCGAAACCGCCACCAGCAGCCAGCCAGGUCAGAUCGAUAAGAUGGAAAUAGUUUACAAUUUCUACAGGGUCAAUUUCGCCAGUACAACAAUAGAGAGAAGCAUGCAAAUAAAUAUGCAUUCGAGUUUACCACAUGGGUACGCGACUUUUCUGGGGAAAUGAUCAUGAGGUUGCUCUCUCUUCUUUUUGUUUUUUGACAAAUAUUUGCCGAGCUGCAUAGGCAUUCUGAUUGCAUCGUUCUCCGAAUGAUUGUAUUCAUAGCUCACCACUCUACCUAGCAGCUUACUUAUGUAAAGAUGUUUCUUUGUCAAGAAUACCUUCGGACUACUGCACUUACGUCAUUUAUGUCAAAAUAAUAAAUGACGAUGCGUCUUCAUAUUUGAUUAAACCAAGUAAAAAUAAAUGUACCAAAGACAAUCAUUCCAGAAAAACAACUUAUAACCAUGAUUUAGUAAUCGUUUAAAUGGUAAAUAUCACAGAUGGAUUGAGCACACAUUAUAUACAUUGUGUUAAAAAGAAACUGGAAUUUUCCCACUGACGAUGAGACAAGUCUUUUUUGUUACAGACGACACAGAGCGAAGGGACAUUUUUUAACCAUCGUUUUUGCAAAGAUUAUGUAUUUACAGCAAGCGAGCAAUUUCACAACCUCGUGCACAUUUUUAUUUGUUAUGUAAUCGAACUCUUAUAUCGCCAGUUGCCACUGUUUUUUUUGCAUUAGUGUGAAAACUUUGCAAGGCUAAUAAUUGUUACAAUUACAAUAAUGAAACAUACUCGAUAUAUAUAUAGCUUCAUGAAACCUUUUACAAUAUAGUGAGAUCUAACAAGUAUCAAAAUGAUGACAAAUAAUCAACGCCAAUCUUCAUUCCCUAAACUGUAAUUAGUUGUAUUUCUCGUUUCGAAAUUUGUGAGGCGAUUAACGCUCCAGAGACCCAUUUCGACAACUGGGAUUUCGGGCAUAGUGUUCUUCAAGCUUCGAUGAAUAUUUAAAUUCUUUCUUACAUGUGGGACAUGUAAGAUUUUUAGGACCAUUGCAGGUAUGCCUCAAAUGGUUCCUUAGAGAUGUCUUGUUCUCAAAAUCCUUAGCACAGUUUGGACAGACAGUUCCUUCAAUCCCAUUACAGAAUUUCUCAUGCCACUCAAGCUCUGACUGUAACCGAAAAAUUUUCUCACAUCCAAUUGUGCAUUUCAGUUCUCCCCCUGUACACGCUGUUUUAUGUCGUACUAAUUGACCCCUAUUUCCACAAUCGAGGUUGCAAAGUUCACAAACGGUGGUAUAUGUUGUCCCUGUACAUGUUUUCAAAUGUCUACCAUAGUUGCUUCUAUCUAUAGAAAUGUAUCCGCAGAUACAUGAAAACUCACGACGGUGAUUUCGAGGGAUUACGGGUGGGUCACACACCAUCUUCCCGACGACUGGAACAGCAGGGAAUUGUGCAGUAGCAACCUUGUUGCUACAUUGAAUAUUAACGUGGUCGCUUAGAUCUAGAGGACCAUUAUAGAGAGGAAUACAAGUUUGGUGAUACACUUGCAUACCUCUGGAGAUCAGCACAUGAUCCAGCAUCGAAACUAUAUGAUUAACUUUAUUCGAGAAAUGUGGAGCAUGUCGAGUGAAGACAUUUUCUUCCCACAAAUGGUCUGUCACAUCAAGAAACCCAUAUUUCUCAAGAAUUACUUCAAGAGAAUCAAAAACAUAUGAUUUUCUGUUGGGCUUAUCAUUCCAUGAUUUUAAUCGUUCACAAUUAAAGUCACCGAUCCAUACUACAAGUUCAUUUUUAUACUCGUCGCAGAAAUGAUCGAUUAUCUUCAACCAUCGUUCUUGCUCUCGCACCCUGAUUGCGUCAUUUCUGCAAGCAGGAAAAUACAUGUUGAAAAAGAAUAUUGGAUUUGUACUCAAAUCACUCAUUGCUUCAAUUAGCAUGAGUCGUUGUGGAUCUGGUUGGAGACCAUCGAAUUUGCAUCGAGGGAGCACAAUUUGCCUGAUUUUUAUGUUUUUGUAGAAAACACAAACACCAUCUCUCCAUCCUCCAUUAAUACCAUCAUAUGGAACUGCGGAAUUAAACUUUACUUUCCACCCAAAGUUUUUAGCAUAAUCAGCCAGGGCUGAUUCUUCUGAAGGUGGCAAAUGUGUUUCUUGCACAAAAACAAGAUUGCUUCCAUCCCAGUAAUCAUUCAUUUCUUCCAAAUUUUCUUGAUUUAAGUGCCCUCCGGCAUUCCAAGUAUGAUAACGAAGAGUUUCAUCUUGUCUUUUACCAAGAGACAUUUUGUAGACACAAAGUCUUUGAAUCGCACAAAGCAGUUAAUUUUAUGAAAAACCGCACACAGCAGUUGUUUGUAUAGAAAACCGCACAAAGCAGUUUUAUUUUUUAUUAAAUUACUGAAUAAUAUUUACUUAAAUAAUAUUAAUAACUAACUAAUAAUAACUAAUAACUAACUAACUAAAUAAAUAACAUAAAAUACUAACCUAAAAUAAAACGUAAAUUAAAAAUAAUCUAACUAAAGAAUUCGACGCCGGAUAACACCUGUAGAAUGAGUGGAUUUCAACUUCCCAUUCCUCUUCUCCCUGGCCAAGGAUACACUUUGACCGUCAAUUCGGUUGGAUGGGAUAAUGGAAGAGGAAGUGGGGGUGGUAGAAGAGGACGGGGUGGACGAGGAAGUGGAGGUGGACGAGGUGGGCGUGGACGAGGAAGUGGAGGUGGACGAGGUGGGCGUGGACGAGGAAGUGGAGGUGGACGAGGUGGGCGUGGACGAGGAAGUGGAGGUGGACGACUUCGGGGCGGUAUUGAAAAGCGAAAUUGCUACAACUGCAAGACGAAGGGACAUGUUGCCCAGGAUUGUCCAUUUCCUAAGAAAUCUGCCGUUUCGACUGAUGCUGCACCUGCGUCGUCGUCAAAUGGUGCCGGUAGUUCUGUCUCCUCUUCGACAGUAGCUUCCGUUGCAGAACAAUUUAAGGCCAUGGUCAUGGCAUCAUCUGCCCCCUCUCCUGAAGCUAUAUCAGCCAUCAGAUCCGCGUAUGAAGAUGAACUUCUUCAAGAUGAAGAUGAAGAUGAAGAAAUGGAUUUUGUUUUCUGUGCCUAACGACUUCCUGUCGACUCUUACAACAGUCGAGCAUGGUCCUUUAGAUAAUAAUUGUUGUAAGAAAAGAAAGAAUACAGAUUUAGACAUUCAUUCUGGUA
Molecule: messenger RNA, 4247 nt
Organism: Folsomia candida
Lineage: Eukaryota; Metazoa; Arthropoda; Collembola; Entomobryomorpha; Isotomidae
Product: U3 small nucleolar RNA-associated protein 25-like
Exons: 5
Coding region: 3601-4149 (182 amino acids)
Molecular function (GO): nucleic acid binding; zinc ion binding
Source: RefSeq, a predicted model, not a curated record